UCAUGUCCGAGUUGAGUGAGAUUCUCCGUGGGCAUAUUCCCUUCCCGCUGCUUUUCCUCCCUUCCGAUCCCCAGAAAAAGGGGGGAAAUGCUCUGCUCUCUCGCUCUCUCUCCUCGUCGCGGUCUCCAUCAGGUCUCCCCGAAAGUCAGGCGCUCCUUCUCGAGCCUCCUUUUCCCGAGAAGAUCCGCACUCAUUUCUCCAUCAACUCCGCACCGAAUCUCACUCCGCGAGCCCCUCGCGUGACCCGGCCGGAGGCCGCACUCGACCACGGAUUCUGCGGCGAUGGAGCUCCUGAGACCUUGCCACCCCCACCACGGCCUCGCCGGAGACCCCCUCAGCCGGUUCCCGUCGCCGGAGAGCUUCGGGCUCGGGUUUGACCUGUCAACGAGCUCCGCUCACUCGUCGGAGAUGGCCGCCGGAGGCGAGAAGGUGUACGUGGCGGUCGGCAAGUCGGUGGAGAAGGCGAUCGGCUUGAUACAGUGGAGUGUGGAGCGAUUCUCCGGUGUGGAGAUUUGUGUUGUCCAUGUUCAUCAGCCUUCGCCGGUGAUUCCGACUCUAUUAGGAAAAUUGCCUGCCAGUCAAGCUAGCAUCGAGGUCGUUUCAGCUUAUAGAAGGGAGGAGAAAGAGCAGACAAGGAAACUCUUGCGACAUUACUUGACCUUCUGCUGUACUUCUAAGAGCUUUCAACCAUGUACGGUCUUUUCUUCUUUGAAUUGCAAAAUGUGUUGCAACUACAUUCUUCCAUUGGUGAAAGCCAGUGUUCUCAGCACUGAAGCAGAGCAGGUCCAAAAGGGCAUUGUUGAGAUGGUUGUCAAAUAUGGCAUUAGGAGGCUUGUUAUGGGGGCUGUACCAGAAAAUUGUAUGAAGGUUAAAAAGAGCUCCAGUAAAGCGAAUUAUGCUGCAAAACAUGCACCUGCUUUCUGUGAGAUAUCAUUUGUCAACAAGGGUAAACGCAUAUGGACUAGAGAUGCCUUUGAAGGCCCCAUUCCCUUGGACUCAUUAAGUAAACCACAAACAUCUGCAGGAGCAAGUAUGAGACUGCCACUAUCGGCGAUCCGAGAAAGUUCUACGUCCACAUCUAGUUUGAGCGGUAGUUGCAGCAAAGUUACAGGCUGGCUUCAAGAUGAAUCAGUUUCUCCACGAGUGGCUUUAACUGGUUCUCCCAACAGAUACCUUCCCCAACAUUCCAGCAGUUUGUUUAGUUCUACAAGUGCUAGUAGUUGCUCCGGACGUACCUAUUCUGAAAGAAGGGUUUCUUUAGAUUCCGACAUGAAGGUCAACGAAGAGAUUUUGCAUAGUCAUUUUACAGAAACUUGGAUGCAAGUUGAGGCAAUUAAGAAGGAAGCACUUCAGGAGUUAAUGACGCGCAAAAAGUUGGAAGCAGAAGCUGUCGAAGUAAUCAGCAAGGUGAAAGUAAUUGAGUCUGCAUAUGCACAUGAAGCUAAACUUAGAAAUGAAGCUGAGGAUGCAUUAAGAACUGCAGUGCAGAAGCAAGAGAAGCUCUUGGAAGAAAGAGAAGAGAUAGUUAGAAAGCUACAGAAGACCAUGAGAAAUGUUGCUCUUCUAGACAGUCGUGCUCAAGAAGCUAGCCGUAGGCGUGAUGAAGCAGCUGGAGAGUUACAUGUCAUUCAAGCAUCUAUUGCUACCCUUAGGCAGGAAAAGCAGCAGAUUCAGAGACACAAAGCGGAAGCUGUCAGUUGGCUUGAACGGUGGAAAGGGCAUCGGAGAGCUGGAGCUGCAAGAUGUACUGGGUUUUUUGGUGGUCUUAAUGAAGAUAUACCCGGUUUUGCUGAAUUUUCAUUAUCAGAAGUCCAAUCUGCGACAUGUGACUUCUCUGAAAGUUUCAAAAUUGGGCAGAGUGGACAUGGUUGUGUAUACAAGGGGGAAAUGCUAGGUAGAACUGUUGCAAUUAAAAAGCUGCAUUCUCAUAACAUGCAAGGGCAAUUUGAGUUUCAAAGAGAGGUUCAAGUUCUUAGUAAACUACAGCAUCCGCGUCUGGUUACCUUGCUUGGUGCAUGCCCAGAAGCCUGGUCUCUCGUAUAUGAGUACCUCCCUAAUGGAAGCCUCCAAGAUUGCCUUUUCCGGAAAGGCAAUAGUUCCCCCUUAAUAUGGGAUGCUCGAGUUCGAAUCAUUGCUGAGAUUUCAAGUGCUCUUUGCUUCUUGCACUCCUCGAAACCUGAAAGGAUUGUUCAUGGUGAUCUCAAACCUGAAAACGUCCUUCUUGAUUCUGAUCUUAGCUGCAAGAUAUGUGAUUUCGGGAUUUCUAGGCUUGUAGCCGAGGACACUCUUCGCUGCCCAAGUUUCCGCCGAAUCACAGAGCCAAAGCGUGCUUUUCCUUAUACAGAUCCUGAGUUCUACAGGGAUGGAAACUUGACGCCCAAAUCUGACGUUUACUCUUUCGGUCUGAUCAUCCUACAGUUACUCACUGGUAGACCACCUACUGGGUUAGUCAGUGAGGUGCGUAAAGCAGUGUCAUUCAACAAAUUGGAGUUGGUUUUGGAUCAAUCAGCUGGACAAUGGCCGACGUUUGUAGCACAGCGAUUAGUGGACCUGGGUCUUCAAUGCUGUGAUUCUAAUGGUAGGAAUCGGCCCAAAUUAACACCUACAUUUGUGAGGGAAUUGGAGCAGCUGCAUAUCUCUGAAGAGCGAACAGUGCCCUCAUUUUUCUUGUGCCCCAUCCUUCAGGAAAUAAUGCAUGACCCUCAGAUUGCAGCGGAUGGUUUCACUUAUGAAGGAGAAGCGUUGCUUGAAUGGUUGGAGAGUGGCCACGAUACAUCGCCAAUGACCAACUUGAAGCUUAGUCAUUUGCAUCUUACUCCCAACCACGCAUUACGGUCAGCAAUUCAAGACUGGCUCUGCAAUCCCUGAGCUUUGAUUAGAGCGUCACCUAUGUAUGUAUGUAUUCUGUAACUAUACAGAGGACCGUAUCUAUGGAGCCUGAAGCGUCUUUGCCUUGCAUGCAUGUAAUUUAAGUUGUGAUUCAUUAUUCCCUUGCACUCCCUACGUCUAAUAAUGAAUCGUCACUUUUUUUCCACGUGAAUUAACUUGUAGAAUGAACAUCCGGUAAAUUAUAUGCAUCAAAUAUUGCAGUCUGCAUUGAUAA
This is a messenger RNA of Rhodamnia argentea, 3103 nucleotides long. RefSeq names its product U-box domain-containing protein 33-like. The record is from RefSeq and is a predicted model, not a curated record. Lineage: Eukaryota; Viridiplantae; Streptophyta; Magnoliopsida; Myrtales; Myrtaceae. The transcript has 8 exons. Gene Ontology annotation, molecular function: ubiquitin-protein transferase activity; ATP binding; protein kinase activity. The coding region runs from base 283 to 2868 and encodes 861 amino acids. Gene Ontology annotation, biological process: protein ubiquitination; protein phosphorylation.